Molecule: messenger RNA, 892 nt
Organism: Suncus etruscus (white-toothed pygmy shrew)
Lineage: Eukaryota; Metazoa; Chordata; Mammalia; Eulipotyphla; Soricidae
Gene: BLOC1S2
Product: biogenesis of lysosomal organelles complex 1 subunit 2
Exons: 5
Coding region: 13-441 (142 amino acids)
Biological process (GO): lysosome localization; endosomal transport
Cellular component (GO): BLOC-1 complex; gamma-tubulin complex; BORC complex
Molecular function (GO): gamma-tubulin binding
Source: RefSeq, a predicted model, not a curated record
GCGAGGUCAAACAUGGCGGCGGCUGCCGAGGGCGUCCCGGCUACUCUGCGGGACGAGCCAGUUCGAGACGAUGCCGCGGUGGAGACGGCCGAGGAAGCCACGGAGCCCGCCGAGGCCGACAUCACGGAGCUCUGCCGGGACAUGUUCUCCAAAAUGGCCACGUACCUGACCGGGGAACUCACGGCUACCAGUGAAGACUAUAAGCUCCUGGAAAAUAUGAAUAAACUAACCAGCCUGAAGUAUCUUGAAAUGAAGGAUAUUGCAAUAAACAUUAGUAGAAAUUUAAAGGAUCUAAACCAGAAAUAUGCUGGACUGCAGCCUUAUCUGGAUCAAAUCAAUGUCAUCGAGGAGCAGGUAGCAGCUCUUGAGCAGGCAGCCUACAAGUUGGAUGCAUAUUCCAAAAAACUGGAAGCCAAGUACAAGAAGCUGGAGAAGCGAUGAAAAUAUUCCUAUGGGACAAAGUAUUUUUUUUUACUGUGGAAGAAUGUUUUGUAAGACAUAAAUCCUGUGGUUGAUGAAUUGUCAGAAUUCGUCACAAGGACCCAUGCUGGUCAGCCCCAGAGACAUCCCAACACAGCAGUGAAGUGGAGGACUGGCUGCUCAUGAGCUGCUUCUGAGACAGUGUUCGUUCGUCACACUUAACCCUUCACUUUGUACUUGAGUGUUUCAUCUAUUCAGGAGGACAGGGAGUCUCAAAGUUCAGCAUAAACUUGGGCUUGCCAGUGGAAUCAAGUGAGGGGACCUAUUUUCUCUGGUAGUGGUUGAUUACUACUUUAUUUUCUUAAAAGGCUGGUUUUUGAGUUACUGUGUUAAAAAGUUGUUUUUUCCUAUUCAUGAUGCUAAUGUAUUAACAGCUAAGAAGAUUGUAUAUUAAAAAAGGAAGCAAAACAAA